This is a messenger RNA of Gossypium raimondii (Peruvian cotton), 1367 nucleotides long. Its product is annotated as binding partner of ACD11 1. The record is from RefSeq and is a predicted model, not a curated record. The coding region runs from base 153 to 1061 and encodes 302 amino acids. Gene Ontology annotation, molecular function: RNA binding. Lineage: Eukaryota; Viridiplantae; Streptophyta; Magnoliopsida; Malvales; Malvaceae. The transcript is spliced from 5 exons.
ACCUCGUAAUUUCAUUCACAUUUCACACCAUUUAAUUUCUACCCCUCGGGAAAACUUCCAUUUUCUGUGUUUUGUUGAAAAGAAUAGAGAAAUAAAAUUUUAUUCUCCGCUUAAUAAAAAAUUCGAUCUCUUCCGCCUUUAAACGGAACUACAUGGCGACCCAAUCUGUGAAAGUGGGAAACGUUUCCUUGGGUGCAUCUGAGAAAGAUCUCAAGGAGUUCUUUUCCUUCUCCGGUGAAAUUGCAUAUGUUGAAAUGAAUGGUGAUAAUGAGCAAUCUCAAGUUGCAUAUAUUACUUUCAAGGACUCAAAGGGGGCAGAGACUGCUGUUCUUCUUUCGGGGGCAACAAUUGUUGAUCAGUCUGUUACCAUAGAAUUAGCUCCUGAUUACAAGCCACCCGCCUCUGCAACACUUGCAACAGAGAACAAAGGUUCUGCCAAUGCUGAAUCUGCUGUCCAGAAAGCAGAAGAUGUUGUAAGUGACAUGCUUGCCAGAGGAUUUAUUCUUGGCAAAGAUGCAUUGAACAAAGCAAAGACCUUUGAUGAGAAGCAUGGGCUGACAUCAACUGCUACUGCCACGGUUGCUUCUCUGGACGAGAAGAUUGGUUUCACUGAGAAAAUCAAUGUUGGCACAACCAUUAUGAAUGAAAAAGUGAGGGAAAUGGACCAGAAGUAUCAGGUGUCCGAGAAGACCAAGUCGGCCUUGACAGCUGCUGAGCAAACGGUGAGCAAUGCCAGUUCUGCUCUCAUGAAGAAUCAGUAUGUUUUAACUGGAGCCACUUGGGCUAUGGGUGCUUUCAACAAGGUUGCUAAGGCUGCGGGCGAUGUGGGGCAGAAGACGAGAGAAAAAGUUUUGGCCGAGGAACAAGCGAAGAAUCCAGAGGGAAAUGCACAGGUUAAUGAAGCUGAAUCUGUCAAAGCUGCUGAGCCUGCUGAAGGUGGCAAGCAACCUUCCAAUCCCCCAUCUACACAAGAUAAAGUUGUGGGUGAGCAACAAGCUCAGAAACCAGAGGGGAAUGCAGAGAUUAAAGAAGCUGAAUCUAUCAAAGUUACCCUGCUGUAGGAGAGCAAUCUUCCAAGCCCUAAUCAGCACAUUAUUUAAUCCUUUCAUUUACAAAGACCGUAAAUAGCAACAUGGGAAGCAUGGAUGGCUUGUCAUCUGGACAUAGUUGAAUGUAGGAUAGUUUGUCCACAUAUUGUUUUAUACAGGGAUAGCAAUGGUGCUAGUUGGGUGGAGAUUGCUUUAUCCAUCUCCACUAUAAUCACUCCAUUGCUCCAUGUCAUUCUAUUCCAUUUUUUUAUUAUUUAUUUAUAACCUAAAAUUGUAAAAGAAUAAUCUAUCUAUACUACCAUAUAAAAGCUUCUUUCA